UUUCCUUUCCCCCUCUGUUCCCAUUCUCCAAGAAGGACUUCUCCCCUCCCGGCCGGUUUCCUUUCCCCCUCUGUUCCCAUUCUCCGAGAAAGACGUUUUCCCUCCCGGCCGGUUUCCUUUCCCCCUCUGUUCCCAUUCUCCGAGAAACACUUCUCCCCUCCCAUCCGGUUUCCUUUCCCCCUCUGUUCCCAUUCUUCGAGAAACACUUCUCCCCUCCCGUCCGUUUUCCUUUCCCCCUCUGUUCCCAUUCUCUGAGAAAGACGUUUCCCCUCUCGACCGGUUUUCUCUCCUUGUUCUCUCCCAGUCACUACUACCGCGUAUAUUUGGGUUCCAAACCCUAACCCAAAAUAGGAGUGUCGCUGCUUCUUCUUCGUGAUUUAUCGUGCUUGACAAGUUCUCUCUCUCUCUCUCUCUCUCUCUCUCUCUGAGUAGUAGUUUCAUGCUAGUUUAGAAGCUACUCUCUGGUUGCUAUAUAAUCUGUAUAGAAGCAUGUAUGUGGGAACUGGUGGACUCUCUGGUUGCUAUUAAUUUUUUUUCUUCUUUAUCUACUUUGUGUCAAUGCCACGCAUCUAGAAGUUGUUCAAGUUGUUCAUGGUGUAUCUAAGUAACUUGGAUCUUAAUUAGCUUUAGAAGGAUUAAUAGCAGGAUGUUAAUCCCUACGACUUGCUGGAUGAAUAAACUAAUACCAUGUAUAUGGUAUCGGGAUCUUCCUCAAUAGAUAUGGAACUAAUAGUCUUGGUUUUAGUUGAUUUUAUGAGGUGAGAGGGUUAAGAUUUGUUCACUUUUCACCCACUCUGUUUUAGUUUUAAUGAAAUCGGGAUGCAAUAUUUGGGGGUUUCAAGUUAUCUUUGGGUUAAGUGUUCAUCCUUACCCCCAAAAUACUCUAAGCCUCAAAAAGUGAAAAUAGAAACCCAAGUCUAUUUUAAUCAUUUUUUUUAUAUGAACUGGUUUAAUCAUUUUAGGUGUACAGCAUGCAGUAUGUUAAGAAGUACUAUAAUAUAUAGUAGCCAUUAAGUCAUUUUCUUGGCUUGGAAGGAGGACACUGUUUAAGUCUUGAAGGGCCUGUGUCUCACUUUUCAUGUGUGAACAAAUGUCUUGAACACUUGCUCCUGUUCUUAACCUAUGCUUGAAGCCACCCAUAUCCACUCUGUUUCCAACCAAUUGUGUCCCACUAAGCAGGCACAUGAUUCCUAUUAUUUCAUGAAAUUAUUCAUGAAACAACCUGAUUAGAGUUUGUGUUUAAAGUAGUUCCAUUUGUAAACAUUUCAGAAAAGUAGUUCCAUUUCCAUUUUACCUGAUGUAUAGUUGUUGCCAAUGUUUUUUGCUCUUUGCAUGUAAUGCAGAUGCGGUUCCUUAAUUCAUUUGCUUUUUCAGUUAAAUCUUGUUGAAAACUCAUCUUGGGUGGAAGCGUAAAAUCCAUCUGCAUGGUAAUUGCUUUGAAAAUAUAUGAGAAAUGAAGCUUUAAAAACCAUAAAGUAGAAAGUGGAGUAGGAUUUGUAAAAUUGUAGUUUUUUUCCUUCUUGAAAAUUUUAUUGUUUCAUGGGAAGCACAGUGAAAUAAUCCCAAUUAUGAGUUAAAAUAGCCUUGUCAAAUCUGGGAGAAUAACCAAUGCUUCUCAAACUGUUUGGUCCUAAGUCCUGGAGACAGAAUAACCAAUGCCUUUUAUAUUCCAGUCAUAAAUAUGAUUAAAUCUAUUAAAACCUUUGAUCCUUUUUUGCAAAUAUUGACCUCCACACAUAUGCAGAAAAGCCCAUGUAUGAUCUUCCUCUUAUAAUAGAAGUAGUGGGGCAGGACCAACUUAGAAGAUUAAUGCUAGUUUUCAUUAAAUAGUUAACUUGUUGUAACUUCAUGCAUUAUCUUGUUUCCAAUAUAAGUUCACUAAUCUGCACAAACACUCCAACACUCCACCUCUCUUCUCUAAAAAAAGGAGUCUAAACCCCAACAGACCAUAGUGAAUGAAAACCAAUUUUUUUUAGCAACAGUUUACUCCCACCUCACAGUGGGAACAUGUCUGAACCAGAAAAGGUUGCAUCGUCAGCUUCUUCAUCUGAACUCACUAUUCAUACUUUGAGAAACAACCCAAUGUGCACUUAUGGGUCACCUGCUUCACUUAGAACAUCAAAUACACCAAGGAACCCAGGUCGAGCAUUCUUUGGAUGUUCAAAGUACAAUAAGAAGGGGUUACCCCACUGCGACUAUUUCAAAUGGGCAGAUAGUGAUCAGGCAAGCGAAAAUGAACUGAUGAAAAUAUUUGGUGAGAUGUGUCGGAAGGAAGAAGAGCUUAGGAAAGUGCAGGUAGAGCUUCGAAAUUUUGAGAAAGAGGUUCGAAAAAGAGAGGAAGACGUCCAGAAAAGAGAGGAAGAAGUUCGAACUUGGAUGCAAGAGGCUCGAACUUGGAUGGAAGAGGUACGAAAAAUACAUGGCAAAAUUGUCAAGCGGGACUCGGGAGUCCGGUGUGAACGUCCACAUCUGCGUAUUUAUUGGGCGAUCCCUAUAUUACUUUAUUUAUACUUGACUUGAUCACAGUGACUUAUUGGACAGCAUCUAAUUGUAUAAAUCUGCCCACUAGUGAAUCUGGAAUUUAUUUAGAAGUACUAUAAAUGUUUAGGUCCUUUUGGAACAUGUGGGACAACACUUUUGAUUAAAAGCCUUUGAUUGUAUAUAUUGACAAGUAUCGGUUUAGGCUUUA
Molecule: messenger RNA, 2689 nt
Organism: Carya illinoinensis
Lineage: Eukaryota; Viridiplantae; Streptophyta; Magnoliopsida; Fagales; Juglandaceae
Exons: 2
Coding region: 2008-2520 (170 amino acids)
Molecular function (GO): zinc ion binding
Source: RefSeq, a predicted model, not a curated record